Messenger RNA from Racocetra persica, 363 nucleotides. NCBI's taxonomy places the organism in Eukaryota, Fungi, Glomeromycota, Glomeromycetes, Diversisporales, Gigasporaceae. The record is from the annotation of a GenBank genome assembly.
GAAGGUCCUUAUCACACCAUUAUCGAAAAUCGCGGGAACGUCAUUUUACUGGGCGAUUCAAUUGGUGACAUACAUAUGUCCGACGGAAUUCAACACGAGACUUGUUUGACUAUAGGAUUCUUAAAUCAUAUGGUUGAAGAUUUAAUAAAUAUCUAUUUAGAAACGUUCGAUAUUGUUGUAGUCGAUGAUGGACCAAUGGAUAUAGUAAAUAAUAUCCUAGAUGCUUGUUCUAAAGACUCAUAUAGAACUGAAAUUGUGCAACUUGUCGAUUCGGUCGAUUUCCAGGAUUUAUGGGAAUGGCUUAUAAACGAAAUGACAGAAAUUUGUAUGCUUGUAGCGUUUAUAGUCGUUACUGAUUUUUAA